This is a messenger RNA of Chironomus riparius, 1272 nucleotides long. NCBI's taxonomy places the organism in Eukaryota, Metazoa, Arthropoda, Insecta, Diptera, Chironomidae. The record is from the annotation of a GenBank genome assembly.
CUUGAUUUUCAAAAUGAACAUUCGUUGUGUUUACAUUUAAAAUAAUUAAUUUUAUCCUUUUCUAGCACAAAUUAAGACUCUUUGACAACGAAUUAAUUACUUUAAGCAGACACAAAUCAACAUAAUUAAUAAUGGAAAGUUUAAAAAUAAUGAGUUACUCAAUUUUUGACGGUUUUAUAGAUUCCAUAAAGAAUAUUUACGUAAUAUUUUAUAUUGAUAAAACGAUAAAUCAGAAGCUAGAGAAGGUAAAUGAUCAAAAUAGUCAGCAAUCAGCCAAGAAGAAGGCAAACAAAGAAAAGGAAAAAAGCAAAGAGAAAAAGUCAAAUGUGGCAUUUAGGGUCUUUCAAUGCUGUGCUCUAAAUGGUGGCUUGUUCCUAUUGAGCAUUCUAUUCUUCUAUAAUCUAUUGUUACCGUUUUUAAAAUUGGUAAUAACACACUUUACUGAGCCUGGAAUUUGGACAUAUAUAAAUUCAAUAUUGUCAUGGAUCUUUUCCUGCAUUUGGGUAGUUCCAUUAUUCCUGCUGUCCAAAAUUUUCAAUUUCUUCUGGUUUCAAGAUAUCGCUGACGCUACUUACGAGUUUCGAAGAGGCAAAAGGACCCUCAUUCCGUCAAUUUCUUUAUUAUUGGCUGAUGUUGUGUUUUCGUUAAUCAUACAAACUUUAUUUAUACUUCAGGGAACUUUUAUAAGUUAUAUACCUUAUUUAGGACGAGUUUUGUGUUUUAUACAUAUAUGUUUGCUGUAUAGUCUCUACUCUUUUGAAUAUAAAUGGUUCAAUCAAGGAUAUGAGCUUCAUAGACGAUUAAAAUUAGUGGAAUAUAAUUGGCCUUACUAUAUUGGAUUUGGACUGUAUUUAGGGCUGUUGACGGAACUAUCAGAUUCCUUUAUAGUCAAAGGAUGUAUAUUUUCCAUGUUUUUCCCUCUACUUAUCAUUAGUAGCAUUGACAGUGCUCCCACUCAAAGAAUAGACUUUCCAAUUCCAUUCUUCUCUCUCGUUGUGGCUCUCCCCAAUUCCUUUGUUAAUCGAAAGUUAAAGAGCAUAAGCAAUAGAUCAUCAACUACUCCAACAAGACGAUAAUUCAAUUAAUUAAAAUAUAUAUUUAUUUUUUUGGGUAGGCUCUAAAUACGCUUAUGUGAAUUGUGACAAAAAUUUUAUAGAGAACCUUAAUAUAUCAAACAAAUCCAACAAUCGGUGCUUACGUGUUUAUCAAGUGAAAAUGGAUAAAUAAAUUUACAAAAACAAACAACAAAUAUUAAUUUAUUGACUCAUUUGU